Molecule: messenger RNA, 4298 nt
Organism: Adineta steineri
Lineage: Eukaryota; Metazoa; Rotifera; Eurotatoria; Adinetida; Adinetidae
Source: the annotation of a GenBank genome assembly
AUGACACCUAAAAUAUUUCAUAUGAAAUAUUUAUUCUAUUUAGUUUUUUUACAUUUGACUGUUGCUAUAAGUCAAAUCAAUCUUCAUCAUACAGGUUGGGUAAGUAAAAAUGAAAAUAAUGGUAUUUUACAGCACGAUUGUUUGCGCUUUGAUGUGUUGAAUGAAGUGCGAAAUUUUAGUCGUGAAAUAAUACAUUUUUGUAUGAGUGAAUUACCAACGGAAUUUCAUAUAGAAGAAAAUAAUAUCUUUCCAAAAUUUACUUUUGAUUACCUUUCAAAACAAAAUAUAACAAGUGAACAAUUAUAUCUUUGGUCAGCACCAAUCGACAUUAUUGAAGAUUAUCAAUUUUAUUUAAAUCAAUUAUCAAUAUCAAAUGAUUUAGAAUUAUCAAAAAACGUCUUUUAUAAUUGUACAUCACCAACAUUUGGUUCAAUGUGUCAAUAUGAAAUUGAUCAUCAUUAUUCAAAUUAUCCAUCUUUAUAUGAAAUGAUUAAUGGUUUCUAUCAAAAUAAUUCAUAUCAUCCAGCUGAUUUCACUUGUUAUACUCAUUUAAAAUGUAAUCGUGGUCAUUCUCCAGCAUGUUUAGAUUGGACUGAAAUUUGUAAUGGACAAAUUGAUUGUCUUAACAGUGGAGUUGAUGAAGAAUAUUGUUGGCAACUUGAAAUAAAUGAAUGUAAUAGAGAUGAACAUCGAUGUAAUAACGGACAAUGCAUACACAAAUCGUUUUAUCAAGAUGAUAACUAUUUUUCUGAUUGUCUUGAUGGUUCGGAUGAAGAUCAUCGAAUUCAUAACGAAAAUAAUAAAUGUAAUCAAAACAAGCCAUCAUUUGAAUGUGAAGAUGUAACAUGUAAAGAUCUAAACUGUCAAAAUGUAACAUGCAUCGGUUCUUGUUGGUCAGGACGUCAAGAAGCGGUAUUUAAAAACAUGUAUUAUGUGAAGGACAAUUCCACAUCUGAUCAAUGCUGGUCUGCAUUCGUAUGCCAAGGUAUUGAUUUGUAUAAGCCACUUUCAUCCAAUUGUACUGAUUCUUGCGCAAACUAUGAUUGUUAUGAAGUCUUUGAACGUGAAUGUCCAGAUAUAUUCUAUAUGCCAAUCAUUCCAGUUUUAUUUGGUGACAUUUAUUUUGCUUAUGAAAAAUGCAAAUCAUGUGUGGAGAAUUCUGAAUUAUUUAAGUAUCCUUAUGCAUGCUAUAAUAAUUCUCGUUAUGAUAAUUAUUUUAAUGAAGUUUCAGACAAGAAAUAUAAUUAUUCAAAGUUGUUACUCAAUAAUCGAGUGUGUCAUCGUCUGCCCAAUUCAUUCAUUCUUCAGCAAUUUGAAUACUUUUCAGUAACCCGAUUAUAUCUUUUAAGAGAGUUACGUUCGAAACUUUGGCGAUAUCAUGAAAUUUAUAAUUAUAACUCUACAAUUUGUAAUAGAUCGAAUAUGUAUCAAUGUUCAAAUUCAUUGAAAUGUAUUUCUAAACAUCGUCGCAUGGAUGGUGUAAUCGAUUGUCCUAAUAGUGAUGAUGAAAAUAAAACUUUGUUGAAUUAUGCUGUUUCAACAGAAGAAAUUAUAGAUACAGAUGGAGAGUACGAUGACGAAUUAAACUUGCAAAUUCGAGAUUCAACAAUACAUAUUUCCUUUCAAACAAUUUGUGAUGGAUUUACUGAAUUAUCACCAAUAACAAUAGAUGGGCAAAAUGAAACAGAUGAAACUGAAUGUGAACAAUGGUCAUGUAAUAAUAUUUAUACAAAUUGUGAUGGUUUAUGGAAUUGUUUUGAUGGUGCAGAUGAAAUUGAUUGUGAUUUAUCAUCAAACUGUUCUUCAGAUGAACACAAAUGUGUUUCACCUAAUACGAAUCAAUUUAUUUGUUUACCAAUUAGCAAAGCAAAUGAUGGUAAGGUUGAUUGUAUUGGAGCUACCGAUGAACCAACAUUAUGUCGCACAGAAUAUAAAGUAAUUAAUUAUCAUAAUAACUUUUAUUGUAUGAAUCAUAGUUCAGAACAAUGUCUCAUUCAUUCUGAUUUAUGUGACAAUGAGAAUGAUUGUGAUUAUGGAGAUGAUGAACAAUUUUGUACAACACAUAAACAACACCCAACCCAGUCUAUUUGUUGGGCAUAUGAACGUCCAAAUGCUUCAGAUGUUGAGAAUUUUUUAUGCAAUCAAAUGGAUGAAUAUACAAAAGAACAGAUUACAUAUUUUACUCUCAAUCGAACGAAGAAGUCACCAAAUGAUCGAACAAAACAUAUAGAAAAUGAAGUACGUUCAAGUAUAAUUACAGGUGAAACUCAAAAGCCUGAUCUACGUGAACUUCGUUGUCAUCGUGGUAUUGAUGUACAUAUGCGGUCAAAGAAUGCAAAUAAUCGAACAGACAAAAUGUGUUUUUGUCCACCAAGUUAUUAUGGUGAUCGAUGUCAAUAUCAAAAUCAACGAAUAAGUUUAUCACUUAGAUUUCAAACAUCAUCUGAUUCAUGGCAAACACCAUUUGCAAUUGUUAUUUUAUUAAUCGAUGAUGAUAGUGAACAAAUGAUUCAUUCAUAUGAACAAUUAACUUAUUUAUCAAUGAGAGAUUGUGAAAAUAAAUCUCAUCUUUAUUUAACUUAUUCAAAUCGACCAAAAAAUGAAACAAAAAAUUAUGGAAUACAUAUUGAUAUUUAUGAAAAAAUAUCAUUAAAAUAUCGAGCAAGUUUGCUUUUUCCAAUUCAAUUUAUAUUUUUACCUGUUCAUCGUUUAUCAUUACUCAUUGAUAUUCCAAAUCGUGAUAUUAAUAUGGAAAGUUAUUCAAAUAAUUUAUGUAUUAAUGGUCGAUGUAUUAAAUAUUCAAAUAAUCAAGAAAAAACAUUUUGUCAAUGUCAUUCGGGAUGGUUUGGACGUUAUUGUACAAUUAAACAUUCUUCAAAGUGUUCAUCAGAUUCAACAUAUAUUAGUGUUUCUCCUAAUAAACAAUCAAUAUGUGUUUGUCCUUUGAAUAAAUUUGGACCUCGAUGUCUUCUUGAUAAUCCAAUUUGUCAAAAUAAUAAAAAUCUAAUAUGUAAAAAUGGUGGUAAAUGUAUUCCUAAUGAUAGAUACAUGAUAUCGAGUAAAAACUUUACAUGUAUUUGUCCAGAAGGUUAUAUUGGAGAUCGAUGUGAAUUAGAUGAUAAUAAAAUAAUAAUAUCAUUUGAAAAAAGUAUUAGUUUAUCCGAAUCAAUAUUUAUUCAUUUUAUUGAAGUCAUCAAUAAUGAUGAACCAAAGAGAUCGACUAUAUUUCAAACAAUUCCUGUUCAUCAAGAUUUUAUUACAAUAUUUUGGUCAAGGCCAUUUCAUAUUGUUUUCAUUGAAGUUCCUCGAAAAAAUUAUUAUUUAACCUUUCUUCAAAAUGUUUAUAAUGAAUCAACAAUAAAUAAUAAAAUGAUAAAUCCAUCAGAUCGUUGUCAAUAUAUAAAUGAAAUAUUUAAUGAAAGUAUGGCUAAAUUACAUCUUAUUCGUCGUAUGAAAUAUUAUCAUUUACCAUGUCAAAUGUAUUCAUUAAAUCGUUCUUGUUUUUAUGAUAAUACUCAGUUUUGUUUAUGUUAUAAUUAUGGUCAAAUACGUUUGGCUAAUUGUUUUGAAUUUAAUCACAGUAUGAAAUUUGAUUGUUCAGGCCAUAGUGAAUGUCAAAAUGGAGCGGAAUGUUUUCAGGAUACAGCAAAGUGUCCUAAAAAAUUAUUAUGUAUGUGUCCCCGAUGUUUUUAUGGAAGACGAUGUCAAUUUACUACUCGUGGAUUUGGUUUAUCACUUGAUAAUAUCUUAGGUUAUCAUAUUCUACCACAAACUAGUAUUACACAUCAAACAAGUAUUGUAAAAGUAAGUAUAGCAUUGACUAUAAUCUUUAUGAUAGUAGGCUUUAUUAAUGGUAUUCUUUCAAUAAUUACAUUCAAGAAUAAAAGUGUACGUGAAGUUGGUUGUGGUAUUUAUCUCUUAGGUUCUUCAAUUACAACUUUAUUAACAAUGGUUAUAUUUGGAUUGAAAUUUUGGAUACUUAUUCUUGGUCAAAUGUCUAUUAUAUCGAACGAAUUAUUUUUAAAAAUUCAAUGUAUUUCUCUUGAUUAUCUACUUCGAAUUUGUCUUAAUAUGGAUCAAUGGUUAAAUGCAGCUGUAGCGUGUGAACGAGCAAUAACUAUUAUCAAAGCUACUCGUUUUGUUAAAAAGAAAAGUAAACAAGCAGCUAAAUUAGUUAUUCUUCUUCUUUUAAUCUUUAAUAUCGUUAUAUUAAUUCAUGAUCCGAUUUAUCGACGUUUAUUGAUCGAUGAAGAAAAUGAUAAUAAAUAUGAAAAACGAAUAUGGUGUAUUGUUGAUUA